Ostrinia furnacalis (Asian corn borer) is the source of this 1623-nucleotide messenger RNA. RefSeq lists its product as uncharacterized. The record is from RefSeq and is a predicted model, not a curated record. Lineage: Eukaryota; Metazoa; Arthropoda; Insecta; Lepidoptera; Crambidae. Bases 303 to 674 code for a protein of 123 amino acids. The transcript has a single exon.
UGUGUUUUCACGAAUACUUCAUUCCACCGCAAUUCGUCCUAGGGUUAACAUCCUAUCAAAAUCGGUCGAGUGCCAGUGACAUUGAAGUGAAAGCCGGCGUUUUCCCAUCAACUCCCUAGCUCGGAUUCGGAAAGAAGUCAACAUUUGAAAAAUAUAAAAUUAAAAAUAAAAGACUGUUUGUUUUGAAAAGGUGAUAACCGUAGCGUGAGCGCGAAGCGUAUCGAUCGUUAUCGGCGCUCUCUGUGUUUCGCCGUCCACACUCGCUACGAAGACGUUCAGCCGAGGGACAUUUCGUCGCCGAGAUGGCGUUCAUGAUGCCGGUAGUGAAGAACGACUGGGACAUCUACAACUCCCAGCGCUCGCGGCGGACUUCGGAGUCCGCGGAGAAGAGCAUCGGGCGGGUGCGGAAGGUGUCGGAGUCUCGGUCGGAGGGGCCAGCUUUGGGGGCCAUGGGGGCCCGAGGGGCGCUGAGCCCGCACCGCAGUGCGCCCGCUAUGCGUUCGCUGUCUUACUGCCGCGCGCCGCCGUCUCGCGCGUCGUUGCGCGUCGACAGCCCCAAGAGCUCGGCUAACGUGGCGCCGCAGAAGGACUCGGACAAGUUUCACAGCAGGUUGGUGGAGAAGCUGAAGCGGGCGCUGGGCCGCGACGGGCGCCGGGACGAGCGCAGUUCAUGAGCGUGCUUGUGUGCAGGCGGUGCCGCGCCGAGUCCCCGGAGCGAUCGCGCUGCGCCGGCUGCGUGCCGUACUUGUGAGCGCGGCGCCGGCGGCGGCUCCGGCGGCGGUUCCGGCGGCGCCGACUCGCCCGCCGGCCGCGCCCGCCGACACACCAUCUGUGAUAUCUACCCCCUCGCGAGAGAUGAGUACUCGAGUGGACACUAACAGCAUGACUUUGUCAGCGCUAGGUUGUAUGAAUGAAGACUGAGUUAGGCCGGUGACGGCGGUUUGCGUUCGGUAUCUGUGAUUCGUUACUUGUAAGCUGUUAUUUAUUAAUGUUCAUUUGACGCGGAAGCGUUAUCGCACCUGGCAUACAAAUUCCGUAGACUCGUCUAGGACAGGAUUUAGUUUUAGUUUCAUUGCAUAUGUUUUGGAAACUGUCGAUAGUUUGUUUGUAGGAACGAGUUGUAGUCGGCGUUAGGCAGUGAUAGUAUGUAAUAUACGUUAGGUUAUCGUUCGGGGUCUGGCUCCAUAUCGUAUAUGAUAUCUUUUUGUUACGAAUAUUGCAUGAUUCUAUGAUGUUUACGCUGUUUUGACUGUGUAUAUGGACCAGCUUUACUAAGUAUAGUAUUAUAUUAGUAUUAUGUCAGUGAAACUGAACCAAAAUUGAUGAUUCUAGUGAUGCUUGGCGCCCCGGCGCAAGUAUGUAAUUCUAAAAGUAGGCAUAUCUCCACGAGAUUUGACCAAAUGUUAUAAAUUAUUUCAGUAGUUUUUUAUUUGCUCGAUGUUCCUUUGUAAGUUAUUGAUAAUAUACUGUAAUUAACUAUACACUGUCGUAGUAUUGAUCGUUCAUAAUAAACGUUUUCUGUAAAGCAAGCGAACUUACAUAUUGUGUCUAAGUCUGGUGUAACUGUAUUUUACUGUUUUGCAUGUAUUCAAAAGUUGUCUGAUCUGAUUUUAUAUGUGAUUG